CAUAUUCUUCACACCAAAUACAUAUCACAACUAACUAUCAACUACCUAGGGUACUAAGAAAAUCCUUGUAGUUUUCUGAUAAUAUGGCUCUUACACUUCAAAGUGCAUUCUCCCACCUACUCAUCCUUCUAGGUGUACUCUCAAUAUUCCUAGUGACCCCUACCGCUUGUUUUAAUCCCAAAAAGCUUGUUAAUGUUUCAUACUCCUCAUAUUCUGGUUCAGAUUGGUCUCCUGCAUUGGCCACUUGGUAUGGACCUUCCAAUGGUGACGGAAGUGAAGGUGGUGCUUGCGGAUAUGCUGAGGCUGUUGGGCAAGCUCCAUUCUCAUCAUUGGUAUCAGCCGGAAGCCCUCUUAUAUAUGACAAGGGCGAAGGUUGCGGUUCUUGUUAUGAGGUGAAGUGCACAGAUUAUUCUGCUUGUUCAGGCAACCCUGUGAGAGUAGUGAUCACUGAUGAGUGUGCUGGGUGUGGCUCAGAUGCUGAUUAUCAUUUUGAUUUGAGUGGAAUGGCUUUUGGUUCCAUGGCAGUUUCAGGUCAAGAUGAGGAGCUACGAAAUGCUGGAAAAAUAAACAUUCAACAUAGAAGAGUUGAAUGCAACUAUCCUGGUAGGUCCAUAGCUUUUCACGUGGACUCAGGUUCCAAUCAACAAUAUUUUGCUAUCUUGAUUGAGUAUGAGGAUGGGGAUGGUGAUCUUGCUAGUGUUGAACUCAAGGAAGCUUUAGACUCAGAUUCAUGGGAUUCCAUGCAACAAUCAUGGGGUGCAGUUUGGAAGUUUGAUAAAGGCUCACCACUGGAAGCACCAUUCUCUAUCAAGCUAACCACACUUGAGUCCGGCAAGACUAUCGUGGCAAACAAUGUGAUCCCAGCAAAUUGGACGCCUGGUCAAACAUACAGAUCAAUAGUGAACUUUGCAGUCUAGAAACCGUUUUGGAUGCGGAUUUAUUGGAGUUUAUCAGAACUUAUCUAUUAAAAAAGUCUGGAUAAACUCUAAAAGUUCUCUUUAAUCCGUAUUCUAAACGAGCUCUAAUGAAGACAUGUAUUAAAAUGUAUCAUUAGCUUUUAGCUAUGCUACAUAAUAUAUUAUCUAUAGCGAUCGAAGAUGAUAGCCAUAUGUACUUUCGUCCUAUUAGUGGACUUUGGAUUAAUGUCUUCUUCAAUGUAUUAAUUAUUAUGAAGAAAGUAAUGCUUGUUAUGUGUUAAUUAUUUUUUUGAAAGCAGAAUAUAUAUAUAUG
This is a messenger RNA of Lotus japonicus, 1230 nucleotides long. Its product is annotated as putative expansin-B2. Gene Ontology annotation, biological process: sexual reproduction. Bases 84 to 917 code for a protein of 277 amino acids. The record is from RefSeq and is a predicted model, not a curated record. NCBI's taxonomy places the organism in Eukaryota, Viridiplantae, Streptophyta, Magnoliopsida, Fabales, Fabaceae. The transcript has 4 exons. Gene Ontology annotation, cellular component: extracellular region.